Meloidogyne enterolobii is the source of this 1054-nucleotide messenger RNA. The record is from the annotation of a GenBank genome assembly. Lineage: Eukaryota; Metazoa; Nematoda; Chromadorea; Rhabditida; Meloidogynidae.
CGUAGGAGAGAAUUCCCCAAUCCAAUUGGAUAGUUUGUUUUCUGUCGUCAAGCGUUGGCAUUUCCUGGGAAGUCUCCAAACCGAAGAUUUAGGAUAUCCUGCCUUUUCUUGGUUCCCACGAACAUUGGAGGUUCUUGGGAAAUCUCCAAAUUGAACCGAGAAUUUCAAAUAUCCAGCCUUUCUUCGAUUUGGGAUAUUGGAACUAGCAGCCCUAUUCCCUCAUCUAUCGCUUUUGUCGUAAAAUUUCUCGUCCUUAUUGAAUGAUCCCUAGGAAAUGAGCUCAUGACCUGUCUUCAUUAAUAUUUUCUCGUGCAAAAUUUGCCUUGACAAGAAAAUUUUAUUUUGUUUUAUAGUAAUUUUAAUGAUGGAAAAUAUUUCUGACAAUGAGACUAGUAAAGAAAGUUUGGUUAAAAAUUCACCUAAAUUAGAAUCUGAAAGAAGAAAACAUGUAAAAGAGAAUUAUCAAAAACCAAUAAUUGAACCCUUACUAGAUGAGGAAGAAGAAAAAUAUAUAGCUGAUUUAAAUGGAAUGGAUAUUAUUGUUAAAUUGCCUUUACAUGCUCAACGAAUAUUUUCUAUGGGGAAUUUUGGAACUUUUGUUGGUCAAAGAAUGAAUUUUGCUAAUUGGAAAUGUUUUUCUUCUGAUGAACAAGAAUUGUGUGAAGCUGGGACAAGUAAAGAAAGUUUGGUUAAAAAUUCAAGUUUUGAUUCAAAACAAAAAGCAAAGGAGUGGAUUGGUAUAUUUUUUUAAAUUUUUUCAAGUUCAGGUUAUUUAGGGAGAUAAAUUCCCGGAAGAUUACCACUAUCCUUUAGGUUAUAGAUUAAUACUAGCCUUUGGUGCAAUAAUCUCGUAGGAACCGUGGAACCUCAAAAAGUUUUUUUCUAACCUCUAAGACCUCUAAAAGUUUGAAACAUUUGGGAACCGUUUAAUUUUUUGAAUGGGAGCAUCCUUGAUUUGGAACUGAUCUCUGAUGUAUCUUGGGGUCGAUCCGAAUAAAAAUGAAAAAAGUAUAGGAGAGAGGUGAUCCUUUUUCGAAUACUCACUUAAGUCUCG